This is a messenger RNA of Oryzias melastigma (Indian medaka), 1541 nucleotides long. RefSeq lists its product as uncharacterized. Gene Ontology annotation, biological process: immunoglobulin production; immune response. The transcript is spliced from 4 exons. Bases 1 to 810 code for a protein of 269 amino acids. Lineage: Eukaryota; Metazoa; Chordata; Actinopteri; Beloniformes; Adrianichthyidae. The record is from RefSeq and is a predicted model, not a curated record.
AUGUCACUGACUCUGCUGCUCUUCACCCUGGAGCUCCUGGUUCAGGCUUCAUCAGAAGAACUGCUGACUCAGACUCCCGGAGCUCUGUCUGUAGUUCAAGGACAGACUGUCUCCAUCAGAUGUAAAUCUAGUAGAAGUAUUAGCUACCACUUCAACUGGUAUCUUCAGAAACAAGGAGAAGUUCCCAAGUUUUUAAUUUAUGCUACAAGCAAUCGUCAGUCUGGAGUUUCUGAUCGUUUCAGUGGAUCAAGCUCUGGAUUAGAUUACACUCUGACCAUCAGUGGAGUUCAGCCUGAAGAUUCAGGAGUUUAUUACUGUGAGACUGGCUAUGACAUCAACACAUAUAAAUUAAUUGUGUCAUCAUUUGAGCUUGUUUGUUUCAGAGUCAGAGAGCGUGUCUCUGUACAGUCAGAGGUUUUUGUACGAUGCUUCAACCAGUUUGUAUCACUGUGGUGGACUUUUGGUGGAGGAACCAGACUGGAGUUUGGAAGUGACACCAGUCCAUCCCUGACCGUGCUCCUCCCCUCCAAGGAGGAGAAGCAGCAGGGAAAUGCCACACUCAUGUGUGUGGCCAACAAGGGCUUCCCCUCAGACUGGACUCUGUCCUGGAAGGUGGACGGCUGCAUUAAGAGCAGCAACUGGGAGGAGAGCAGGAGCCCCGGGGUGCUGCAGAAGGACGGCCUCUACAGCUGGAGCAGCACCCUGAGGCUCUCUGCAGACCAGUGGGAGAAGGUGACCUGUGAGGCCAAGAGAGGAUCCCAGACUGCAGUCUCAGAGACUCUCAGGAGAGACCAGUGCUCCCAGUCCUGAAACAUUCUGGCUGUAUUUCUUUGAGACGUCUUUUUUUUUCUCAUUCUUUCCUAUUUACUCACAAUCUUUUCUUUUAAAGAUGUUUCUAAAUUUUCAUUAGUAAUCUUUUUCAGAAUUUAAAAUGUUUUUUGCAUCAAUAAAAAUACAUUUAAUGAUUGAAAAAUGUGACAUUUUUUUAAUCAGGUUGGAGUAUGACUAUAUAUAAAACAAAUACAAGAUUUUUUUUUGAGAAAACGAUUUAUUGAUGAGGUGAAGUCCAGAAAUUGGCAUGGCAGGUGUUCAGUGCUCUCCAAAAGUUUGGCCAGGCUGGAAAACUAAUCAGACUAAAUAAAAUCAGACCGGAAUUGUGCUCAAUAGCACUAAAGAUCAGCUGAAAGACUAUUGAGUAGAGGCUGGGACAAGAAAAAAGAAAAAAAAAAAGUUCUUAAAUACAGCACAGGUGAGUAAAGAUGGUUCUAGGUAUGUCAGGAGUCCUCACCAUUAACCCAGUACACCUAUGCAGACUUAACAAAAAAAAAACAGAAAGAGGCCAUAGGAAAGCACUACCAGAAAUGACCAGAAGAGGGAGACAGAGUGACAGGGACCUAACAAACCAUAAUGCAAAGUCUGACAAAAGUGUUUUGGUUAUUUUUCUUUAAUACAAUGUUGAAUUUUUAUUUGACGGAAAGAGCAAAAACAUGUUUGAUGUUUAAAUAAAUCAAGAGAUGGGUCAAUAAACUUUAAUUAAUAUA